Lodderomyces beijingensis is the source of this 1270-nucleotide messenger RNA. Lineage: Eukaryota; Fungi; Ascomycota; Pichiomycetes; Serinales; Debaryomycetaceae. The record is from the annotation of a GenBank genome assembly.
AUGAUGUUCAAGGUACGCCACCUGUUACGAGUCCACCCCCGGUGCUACUCUACAGCACCUCCGAUUCAAAGCACCACUCUUGCCAACGGAUUGAGGCUAGUGACAGACUCCACCCCGGGCCAUUUCAGCGCCUUGGGAGCGUACGUCGAUGCAGGAUCAAGAUACGAGGACCCUUUGAGACCGGGACUCUCACAAGUCCACGACAGACUUUGCUGGAGGAGCACUGAAAAGUACACUGGCACGGAAAUGACAAACACGUUGAUGCAGCUAGGGGGAAACUACAUGAGCUCGGCGCAGAGAGAGUCGAUGAUCUUGCAAGCGAGUGUCUUCAACAACGACGUGGGGAAGAUGUUGGAAACCAUCGCGCAGACGGUACGGUACCCGCAGUUCACCGACCAAGAGUUUGCCGAGGCCCUCCAGGCUGUGGACUAUGAAGUCCAAGAACUACCAUACAAACCAGAAUUGAAUUUAGCGGAGCAGCUCCACGCUGUAGCGUACAAGAACAAUACCUUGGGGAUCCCAUUGUUUGCCCCGCGGGAGAGGGUGCCGUUGAUCCAAAAGAAGGAGGUGCAGCAGUACCACCUACGCUUCUUCCAGCCCGGCCACAUAGUCAUUGCAAUGGUGGGAGUGCCACACGAGCAAGCGUUGAAAAUGGUGGAGGACAAUUUCGGCGACUGGAACUCAGCUGGCCACAAUAUGGACAAGGGGGCCGUCACUUACACCGGCGGCGAGUUGUGCUUACCCCACGUCAAGCCGUUGUACACCAACCAGCCUGAGUUGUACCACAUGCAGAUUGGGUUUGAAACUACGGGCUUGCUCAGCGACGACUUGUACUCGUUGGCCACUCUCCAGAAACUUCUCGGUGGCGGCUCGUCUUUCUCCGCGGGUGGCCCGGGCAAGGGAAUGUUCUCCCGGCUCUACACUCGGGUCCUCAACAAGUACCCCUUUGUUGAAAACUGCAUGUGUUUCAACCACUCGCAUAUUGACUCGGGAUUGUUUGGAAUCACCGUGAGCUUGGUGCCAGAGGCCGGGCACUUGGCGCCGCAGAUUAUAUCCCACGAGUUGGCCGAGUUGGUUGCUGAAAAGAACGGGUUGACCGAAAAGGAAGUCCAGCGGGCUAAAAACCAGUUGGCCAGCGCGGUGCUCAUGAAUGUGGAGAGCAAAUUGGCAAGACUAGAGGACUUGGGAAGACAGGUGCAGUGCCAGGGGAAAAUCACUACAAUCGAGGAAAUGGUUGACCGGAUUCAAAAUGUAACGGUUAAGGAUCUAA